Zingiber officinale is the source of this 792-nucleotide messenger RNA. RefSeq names its product protein DA1-related 1-like. The coding region runs from base 223 to 666 and encodes 147 amino acids. Gene Ontology annotation, molecular function: ubiquitin binding. The transcript has 4 exons. NCBI's taxonomy places the organism in Eukaryota, Viridiplantae, Streptophyta, Magnoliopsida, Zingiberales, Zingiberaceae. The record is from RefSeq and is a predicted model, not a curated record.
GCUGCUGGAGCGACCGUUUACUACAACCUAAGAUUUCGACAUCACACAUUGGAUAUGCCAAUCAUUGAUUUCGACCUUGCAUUUUUAUUCCAGCCUAUGCUUUUGUUGGGCAUUUAAGUGUAGUUGCUUUUUUUUUAAUGCUUUGUUCAGUCAAGAGAUGCAAAAUAUGUUACUUUAGAUGAUGGCCGUAAGCUUUGUCUCGAGUGUCUCAAUUUUUCAAUAAUGGAUACAACUGAGUGCCAGCCUCUUUACCUGGAUAUACAAGAAUUUUAUGAAGGUUUUAAUAUGAAAGUGGAACAACCAAUUCCAUUGCUUCUAGUUGAGAGGCAAGCUUUGAAUGAGGCUAUGGAAGGUGAAAAGAAUGGAACACAUCACCUCCCUGAAACUAGAGGUCUCUGUCUUUCCGAAGAGCAGAUCAUUAGAACAGUAUUGAAGAGGCUAAUAAUGGGGCCUGGAAACAAACUCAUAGAUUUGAAAACUGGGCCACAUAGACUUGUCCGGCGGUGUGAAGUGACGGCAAUUCUCAUAUUGUAUGGUUUACCCAGGAAAGUGAAAGUGAGGAAGAUGGUCUUGACAUGGGUGAUGAUGAUGAUGUUAAGGAACCUGAAAAUGAACCAGAGGCUAUUAGGAAAGAACCAACCAUUGAGAAAUCUGCUCCUAUUUUAGCACCACCCAAAGAUGCUGAAAGGCAACUGUCAAAGAAGGAGCUUUAGAAAAAGGAAAUGGCAGAGUUGGAUGCACUUCUACAUGAAAUGGGCAUUGCAAAUAAAGAUAAUAAUACUGCACAAAAUG